UUAAAGGUUCUUGAGACAGCUGAUGAUUUGGGAGAGGUUACUGAAACUGUUGAUUAUUAUGUACAUGGAAGUACAAUUGCUGCAGGUAACUUAUUUGGAAGGAGACGAGUUAUUCAGAUAUACGCAAAGGGUGCACGUAUACUAGAUGGUUCUUACAUGACCCAGGAAUUGAAUUUUGUUGCACAUAAUUCUGAGCAAACGUCUAGCGAAUUGCCGACAGUGGCGUCUGUUUCUAUAGCUGAUCCUUAUGUGUUAUUGAAAAUGACUGAUGGAAGCAUUCAAUUGCUCCUUGGAGAUCCUGCCGCUUGCACUGUUUCUCUUAAUGCCCCUGCUAUAUUUUCAAGCUCAACAGAACCAAUAUCUGCAUGUACACUUUAUCAUGAUAAAGGACCGGAACCGUGGCUUCGAAAGACGAGCACUGAUGCAUGGCUUUCUACUGGUGUUGCCGAGCCAAUUGAUGGGAAUGAUGGAUCAUAUCAUGACCACGGUGACAUAUAUUGUUUAGUUUGUUAUGAAAAUGGCAAACUUGAAAUUUUCGAUGUGCCUAGCUUUAAAAGUGUUUACUCUGUGGACAACUUUGUUUCUGGAAAGACUUAUCUGGCGGAUACAUAUACUAAAGACCCCAACAAAUAUCCUGAUACUAAAGGCUAUCUAAAUAAGGAACCAGUGCAGAAUAUGAGAGUGGUCGAGCUGGCUAUGCAAAGGUGGUCUGGCCGAUACAGUCGUCCUUUUCUUUUUGGAAUGCUGAGUGAUGGGACAAUUCUUUGCUACCAUGCUUACUUUUACGAGGGUACAGAAAAUGCUGUAAAAGGUGGAGAUCCAGUUUCCCCUCGUGGUUCUGCGGACACAAGUAGUAUGAGCAUUUCAAGGCUGAGAAAUUUGAGAUUUCUUCGUGUUUCUAUUGAUAUCACUACACGAGAAGAAAUGUUGAAUGCUGUGAGUAGGCCAAGAAUUACUGUAUUUAAUAAUGUGGGAGGCUAUCAAGGUUUGUUUCUUAGUGGUUCAAGGCCAGCAUGGCUCAUGGUCUGCAGAGAACGGAUUCGGGUACAUCCGCAGCUAUGCGAUGGUUCCAUAGCAGCUUUUGCUGUUCUUCACAAUGUAAAUUGCAAUCAUGGUCUUAUAUAUGUUACAUCACAGGGUUACCUAAAAAUUUGUCAGCUGCCGUCGUCAUUUAACUAUGACAACCACUGGCCAGUUCAAAAGAUUCCUUUGCUGGGCACUCCACAUCAAGUCACCUAUUAUGCCGAAAAGAAUCUAUAUCCACUUAUUUUAUCUGUUCCUGUUAUCCGUCCUUUAAAUCAGGUCCUUUCAUCUCUGUUGGAUCAAGAAAUGAGCCAGCAGAUAGAUAACGACAACUUCAAUUCUGAUGAUCUGCAAAAGACUUAUAGUGUUGAUGAAUUUGAGGUCCGAAUAUUGGAGCCAGAUAAAUCUGGUCACUGGGAUACUAAGGCUACUGUUCCAAUGCAGACCUCUGAAAAUGCCCUUACAGUCCGCAUUGUUACGUUAUUUAAUACAACAACAAAAGAGAAUGAAUCUCUCAUGGCCAUUGGCACUGCUUAUGUGCAAGGAGAGGAUGUAGCUGCUCGUGGACGAGUGCUUCUGUUUUCUUUUGCCAAAACUAAUGAGAGCUCCCAAAAUCUGAUUUCAGAAGUCUACUCUAAGGAGCUGAAGGGUGCCGUCUCAAAUUUAGCAUCUCUUCAGGGUCACUUGCUUAUAGCUUCUGGUCCAAAAAUCACCUUGCAUAAAUGGACUGGUUCUGAGUUGAAUGGUGUUGCUUUCUAUGAUGCUCCACUGCAUGUUGUGAGCUUGAACAUUGUCAAGAAUUUCAUCUUGUUUGGCGACGUUCAUAAAAGCAUAUAUUUCCUUAAUUGGAAGGAGCAAGGUGCUCAACUAAGCUUGCUAGCAAAAGAUUUUGGACCUUUAAAUUGCUAUGCAACUGAGUUCUUGAUUGAUGGUAGCACAUUGAGCCUUGUCGUAUCGGAUGAUCAAAAGAACAUUCAGAUCUUCUAUUAUGCACCAAAAAUGUUGGAGAGCUGGAAAGGGCAGAAGCUUUUGUCAAGGGCAGAGUUUCAUGCCGGGGCCCUUGUAUCGAAGUUCUUGCGGUUACAGAUGCUUCCCACUUCCUCUGAUCGAUCAGGUGCAACUGUGCCUGGCUCCGAAAAGACCAACCGUUUUGCUCUUCUGUUUAGCACGCUGGACGGUAGCAUCGGCUGCAUCGCACCGCUUGAGGAGCUCACAUUCCGUCGGCUUCAGACUCUGCAAAGGAAACUAGUUGAUGCUGUUCCUCAUGUUUGCGGCCUGAAUCCUAGAUCAUUCCGGCAGUUCCAUUCUAACGGGAAAGCACAUCGCCCUGGUCCCGAUCAUAUGGUGGACUUUGAGCUUCUUUCUCAUUAUGAGAUGCUGCCAUUGGAGGAACAGCUGGAAAUUGCUCACCAAAUCGGAACGACCCGGUCGCAGAUCCUUUCCAAUUUUAAUGAUCUCUCACUGGGAACGAGUUUUCUGUGAGCAUCUCUUGCAACUGAAAUGUUCUAGAGGAUUAUACAACCUUCCUGUAACGUUUGAGGUCAAACACACUGUCAACAUAGGAGCCGAUUCUGUUUGGUCCAUGGUGCCCCCAACCUUUUGUUCUACAAAGCGAAUGCUCUGUUUUUUGAUCCUUGCGUACGGCAUCAAGUAGUCGAAACAGUUCUUUAGGGGUUUGCACUGACUUGGGCUGCCUGUAACUUAUUACAUUGUCAAUUGAAAACCUCUGUAUAGUUAAUCCUAACCUUAAUUCCUUGCUACUCUCUCUCUAGUUUAUGAUGUUUUUAUGUGCUUAUAUCUUGCAAUUUGAACCAGGAGAAGUGAACUACCUUAA
This is a messenger RNA of Ananas comosus (pineapple), 2857 nucleotides long. RefSeq names its product probable cleavage and polyadenylation specificity factor subunit 1. The record is from RefSeq and is a predicted model, not a curated record. NCBI's taxonomy places the organism in Eukaryota, Viridiplantae, Streptophyta, Magnoliopsida, Poales, Bromeliaceae. Gene Ontology annotation, cellular component: nucleus. The annotation marks the transcript as partial. Gene Ontology annotation, molecular function: nucleic acid binding; protein binding. The transcript is spliced from 12 exons.